Naegleria gruberi is the source of this 1248-nucleotide messenger RNA. RefSeq lists its product as uncharacterized. The transcript has a single exon. Lineage: Eukaryota; Heterolobosea; Eutetramitea; Acrasida; Naegleriidae. The coding region runs from base 1 to 1248 and encodes 415 amino acids. The record is from RefSeq and is a predicted model, not a curated record. Gene Ontology annotation, cellular component: mitochondrion.
AUGGAGAGACCAAAAAUACUGCACGAACAAGUAAUUACUCAUCAUGAAUUGGUCAAUCAAUAUGGAGGAGUUCAUCCAACUGAAAUGGCUCAUAUGCACAGAGCCACACUCGAUGGGAUGAUUGAAAAUGCAUUGGAAAAGGUUUCAAAUUUGGAUUCUAAUAGAGAAAGAGUUGUGGAUUAUGUAGCUGUAACUGUUGGACCUGGUUUACCUCCUUGUUUAUCUGCUGGAUUGGAUACUGCAAUGAAAUAUUGUGAGAAACUGAAUGUUCCUGUUAUACCAGUUCAUCACUUGGAAGCUCAUUUAUUGGUUCCACUAAUGUUUUCUGAAAAUACUAAUUUCCCUUAUUUAGUGUUACUGGCUAGUGGUGGACAUUGUUUGGUAGUUUUCAGUAGAGGAAUUGGACAAUAUGAAAUAGUGGGAGGAACUGAGGAUGAUUCGAUAGGAGAAGCAUUUGAUAAAACAGCUAGAUUGUUACAGGAAAGUAUUGACUUUAAUUUGAAUGAUUAUGUCAAUGAAAAGUUUGGAACACGAGAGAAUUAUAGUGGAGGAGCAUUGGUUGAGAAAUUGGCAUUGUUGGGAGAUUCGUCUAGUUAUAAUUUUCCAAUUCCAUUGAGAAAGGGAAACAGAAGAAAUGAUAUUACAUUCUCAUUUAGUGGAAUCAAGACUGAUGUUUUGAGAACUGUAAGAAAGGAGCAGAAUCAAGGAAUUUCAAAGAGAGAUCUUCAUCAUUUAUUGAAUAGAUUGAGAAAUAAUGGAUCAGUGAAAAAUGUACAAGAUAUUAAUGCUAAUUUACAAGCAUCGACAGAUCCUUACUCGCGAGAGGGUAGUCAAUCAUUGUCUACCAUUGAACUUAAGAAUGAAAAACUAUCUGAGGAGGUAGUUUGCAACAUUUCGGCAAGUUUCCAAAAGUGUGCUUUUACUCAUCUGAUUGAUAAGCUAGAGAUGGCAAUGCACCGAUAUAGAGCUAACGUGGAUGAAUAUCCAAACAGUUUGAUUGUCUCUGGGGGUGUUUCUGCCAAUCAAUAUUUUAGACAUGAGCUGACCAAACUAUCUGACAAGUAUGAAUAUGAUCUCAAAGUUGCUCCAAUGAAAUAUUGCACUGAUAAUGCAGUCAUGAUUGGUUAUGCAGCAUUCCAAAGGUUAUUCAAUGAAUGUCACAAACCAGUAGAAGUUUGUGAUAAGGAAAGGUACAUUCCAAGAUGGCCAAUCACCACACUUUCAGACUUUUACACUUACAAUAAAUAA